This is a messenger RNA of Kluyveromyces marxianus DMKU3-1042, 1716 nucleotides long. RefSeq names its product 5-aminolevulinate synthase (gene HEM1). Gene Ontology annotation, molecular function: 5-aminolevulinate synthase activity; pyridoxal phosphate binding. The record is from RefSeq and is a predicted model, not a curated record. Bases 1 to 1716 code for a protein of 571 amino acids. Gene Ontology annotation, biological process: heme biosynthetic process. Lineage: Eukaryota; Fungi; Ascomycota; Saccharomycetes; Saccharomycetales; Saccharomycetaceae. The transcript has a single exon. Gene Ontology annotation, cellular component: mitochondrion.
AUGGAGUCUGUUGUUCGUCAAUCUGCAAGGGUUUGUCCCUUCAUGAAGUCUGCUACAGGGUCUGUGCAGAAUGUGAAGGCUUUGAAAAACGCCAACUUGCCAGCUAUUGCGCAAAAGUGUCCGUUUAUGGGUCGUGCUAUGGAGCAGCGUAGAGCAUAUGCGUCAGCAUCCGGGUCAGGAGCUGGGUCAGGAGCUGGUGCAGCAGCAGCGGCUUCUCCAGCAGCCGUUGAAGCGAGGAACGCAAGUACUGCUUCUGCAGAUGCUACUGUUUUGGACCAUGCUACCAAUGAAGCUUCCUUUGACUACCAAGGAUUAUUUGAGUCUGAGUUGGCCAGAAAGAGAAUGGACAAGUCGUAUCGUUACUUCAACAACAUCAACCGUUUGGCAAAGGAAUUCCCAAUGGCCCACAGACAACAAGAGGACGAUAAGGUCACUGUGUGGUGCUCCAACGAUUACUUGGCUCUUUCCAAGAACCAAGAAGUCAUCGAUGUGAUGAAGAAAAUUUUGGACAAGUACGGUGCAGGUGCUGGUGGGACCAGAAAUAUCGCAGGUCACAACAAGCACGCGUUGCAGCUAGAAGCAGAAAUCGCAGCCUUGCACAAAAAAGAGGGUGCGUUGGUGUUCUCCUCUUGUUUUGUCGCUAACGAUGCCGUCAUCUCGUUGCUCGGCCAGAAGAUUAAGGAUCUAGUCAUCUUUUCCGAUGAGCUGAACCAUGCCUCCAUGAUCGUGGGUAUUAAACACGCCUACACCAAGAAGCAUAUCUUCAAGCACAAUAACUUGGAAGAAUUGGAAAAAUUGCUAGCCAUGUACCCAAAGUCCACUCCGAAAUUAAUCGCCUUUGAAUCUGUUUACUCUAUGUCUGGGUCCGUCUCUGAUAUCAAUAAAAUUUGCGACUUGGCAGAAAAAUACGGUGCCUUGACUUUCUUGGAUGAAGUUCACGCAGUUGGUUUGUACGGUCCACAUGGUGCCGGUGUUGCAGAGCAUUGUAACUUUGAAGCUCACCGCAAAGCUGGUAUUGCAUCCCCAGAAUUCCGCACUGUCAUGGACCGUGUCGACAUGAUCACCGGUACCUUGGGUAAAUCUUUCGGUACUGUCGGUGGUUACGUUGCUGCUUCCUUAAAAUUAAUCGAUUGGCUCAGAUCUUACGCACCAGGAUUCAUCUUUACCACAUCUCUACCACCAUCCGUUAUGGCGGGUGCCGCAGAGGCUAUCAGAUACCAACGUUCUCACUUGGACCUAAGACAAGACCAACAAAAACAUACAACUUACGUCAAGGAGGGAUUAUCCGAUCUGGGUAUUCCAGUGAUGCCAAACCCAUCCCACAUUGUCCCAGUUUUGGUUGGUAACCCUCAUUUGGCUAAAGAGGCUUCGGAUAUCUUAAUGCAUAAACAUCGUAUCUACGUUCAAGCAAUCAACUUCCCAACGGUUUCCAGAGGUACCGAACGUUUAAGAAUUACUCCAACUCCUGGUCAUACUAAUGAUUUGUCUGACAUCUUGUUGGAUGCUAUGGAAGACGUUUGGUCAACCCUACAAUUACCAAGAGUUCGUGACUGGGAAGCCCAGGGCGGCUUAUUGGGUGUUGGUGAUCCAAACCACAGCCCUGAACCAAACUUGUGGACUGAAGAACAAUUAUCUUUGUCUAACGAUGACUUGAACCCAAAUGUCAAACAUCCAAUAAUAGAACAAUUGGAAGUUUCUUCUGGUAUUAGAUAUUGA